Molecule: messenger RNA, 2199 nt
Organism: Oncorhynchus keta (chum salmon)
Lineage: Eukaryota; Metazoa; Chordata; Actinopteri; Salmoniformes; Salmonidae
Product: ribosome-recycling factor, mitochondrial-like
Exons: 6
Coding region: 580-1272 (230 amino acids)
Biological process (GO): translation
Cellular component (GO): mitochondrion
Molecular function (GO): ribosomal large subunit binding
Source: RefSeq, a predicted model, not a curated record
GAGGAUGACGUUGACAUUGUCUAUCCGCCUGGUGUGAUAGUAUAUCGUGGUGCCUCAUUUCUCUUGAUAGUGUGUAAAGGUGUGUGAAUUCAUCACACACAAUAGAGGAUGUCAUCCAGGGUAUGAUACAUGGCUGGUUGUUCACCGGUUGAUGAUUGUUAGUUGUCAAAGAUGAUCUUAUUUGAAACUAUAUUGCUCCAUUAUAUUUUCUACAUACUUUACAUCUGGGCUUAGUCAUUUAAGUUUACACUGCAAACUUUUAUCACCCACAUAAAAAAUAAAAAAAAUGGUGUAUAUAAUUUUUUCAGUGGAGUCCAUGAUUUUGCAGCAGUGGUGUGCUGAACACUUGAGGCAGCAACAUACAGUAUGUAGGUAGACAUAAGUAUCGCCCCCUGCUGGCUAUUAGAGCUUGCCAUCCAUGGCACUGUAAUAUCACUACACUAAUAUGAAAGGAAAAUUAGAUACAUAGAUAGAUGUUGGUAUUUUAUUUCAGUACUUUAGUAUUUGUUAUUUUGCGUGACUAUGCUUGUGUGUUAUCAUACGAUCAGACUGUAAUAAUAUCUGCAUAAGUCUCAAGGAAUGUUUUUGUUACGCUUCUCUGUAUCUCUGUCAUUUGUGUGUCUGUGUGUGACAGCGAUGUCAUUGAGUCAGCUGGGCCUACUGUGGCUGGCUUUGUGCCGAUGCCUGGUCCCUUUGUUGAGGUCUUCCUGUCAGCUGGCGGUCAGCUCCAGAGUCCCACUGCUGUUCCCAAAUACAUGUCAUCGAGACAUCGCCCCCACUGCCGCCACCUGCGUUCUCCUGUAUGCCACCAAGAUGAGUAAAGUGAAGGCAGCGAAGGGCCAGGCGGCCAAAGUGAACAUCAACUCCUCACUGGCGGAGGAUAUCAUCAGUCUGGAGGAAGUGAAUGAGGAGAUGGCCGCCGUCCUCACCGCCCUGAAAGAGGACUUCAGCCGCAACCUGAGCAUCAAAACCUCUUCAGGAGCUCUGGAUCAUAUCGUGGUGCACACGACAGAUGGCAAAUUCCCCCUGAACCAGUUGGGUCAGAUGUCCAUGAAACCCCCUCAGCUCAUCGUGGUCAACAUGACCGGCUUCCCACACACUGCUGGCUGGGCCAUGGCUGCUGCCACCCGCGCCCUGCGUGAGAGCAGCAUGAAACUCAACCCUGAGGUGGACAGAACCAUCAUCCGGGUGCUUAUUCCCAAGGUGACGCGUGAGUACAUGAGAGCGGGGCAGUUCACUAUUAAGUCCAAGGAGUCUCUGAGGAGGGUGUGACCGUGUCAGAGGACACCAUCCAAUUGGUGGAGAAACAAGUACUGAGACAGGGGUAGGGCAAAAUGGCAAACGGCUUUUGCAGCGGAUAUAGACAUGCAGCUGGCCGCCAAAACCAAAGGUGACAUUACUAAAAUUACCACAACUCUAUUUUUGAUACAAUCAUGUUUGCAAUGGUUCCUCCUGCAAAUAUGACUGAACACGAUAAUGAACACAAUACUGAACACGAUAAUCAACACAAUACUGAACACGACAAUGAACACGAUACUGAACACGAUAAUGAACACAGUACUGAACACGAUAAUGAACACAAUACUGAACACAAUACUGAACACGAUACUGAACACAAUACUGAACACGAUACUGAACACGAUAAUGAACACAGUACUGAACAUGAUAAUGAACACAAUACUGAACACGAUAAUGAACACAAUACUGAAAACGAUAAUGAACACAAUACUGAACACGGUACUGAACACAAUACUGAACACGACAAUGAACACGAUAAUGAACACAGUACUGAACACGAUAAUGAACACAGUACUGACCACGAUAAUGAACACAAUACCGAACACGAUAAUGAACACGAUCAUGAACACGAUACUGAACACGAUACUGAACACAAUACUGAACAUGAUACUGAACACGAUACUGAACACGACACUGAACACGAUACUGAACACAAUACUGAACAUGAUACUGAACACGAUACCGAAUCCUCAACAAAAACAAAAGUGUAUGUUUAACGAUGGAGAAUUGAGGGAGAGCACACACUGUACUGUACUGUACUGUAGGUUUGGUUGGCGCUAGCUCUGGGGUUGUUUGUGUGUUCCACUCAUGCAUAAACAGAAGUUGGCAUGGCACGACAGUGGCUGCUGGGUUUCUCUGUCGCUCUCGUCUUAAAACAAACACAGAGGGGAGAAAUGGACU